Cordyceps militaris CM01 is the source of this 2082-nucleotide messenger RNA. RefSeq lists its product as uncharacterized. The transcript is spliced from 5 exons. Gene Ontology annotation, biological process: phosphoenolpyruvate transmembrane import into Golgi lumen. Gene Ontology annotation, cellular component: Golgi apparatus; endoplasmic reticulum. Bases 1 to 2082 code for a protein of 693 amino acids. Gene Ontology annotation, molecular function: phosphoenolpyruvate transmembrane transporter activity; antiporter activity. The record is from RefSeq and is a predicted model, not a curated record. Lineage: Eukaryota; Fungi; Ascomycota; Sordariomycetes; Hypocreales; Cordycipitaceae.
AUGAAGAUUUCUUCGCUGCCAUUUGCGCGCAGUCUCGCGACGUAUGGCGCCGCAAGGCUGUGUGGCGGCGACUCAAAGUCCCGCAGAGGCUCCUCCGCACGCAAGCCUCGUCCAAGUACCCUCAAGUACCCAAAAGUGUAUCCUCAACUGAGGGGCAAGUACCUCGCUGCCUCCGCUAACGUACCCAACUCGGCACCGAUGCAACCAGCCGGUCUCGCUGUCCAUCGUGCCACAGCCACUGGCAGCCAUCCCAUGAUGGCGCUCCCAUCACGCUUCGACACGAGGUACCUCUCGCCUGUCGCCGCUCGCAAGCCCACCCACACCACACAGAGCUUGCGAUUCGAGGUACCUCAAAUCUCCUGGCUGUUAUCCACUGCCAUGAUUGCGACGUUCUUUUCUUGCACCAUUUCUCUUUAUCUCUCGGGCCCGUCCGCUGCGAUCCCUCUCCUGACGACGACGACGACGACGACGACGAUAACGCCAUACGCUGACCAACACGACGCCCACACGCCGCCAGCUUUUGCUUCUUCUGCCCACGUUUUCCGAACCUGGAUCGAAUAUUGUUGGCGUUGCGCGCCUCCCCCUCCUUGCACAACCAUGGAAAAGUUUCCCGAACUCGACACGUCGCAAGCCUUUAACGGCGUGCGCUCCCCAAGCCCCUACAAGUCGCCGUCUGGAUACUCCAACGGGAGUGCAUCUCUUUCGGACCGCGGCGCCUCGGCCAAGCGCGAAAACGGUCACCACCUCCCGGCGCCCGGCCUCGGUGCCUGGAGCACACACAAUGGCUUGGUUCGUGGCCAUGCGCGUCAAAAGAGCCUCAGUGACGCGUUUCGGACGAUUCGCACCAGGAACGGUAGCCUCAGCCAAAACGCUCACGAGCUCGCCGAUGCGCUCAAGGCGCCCGUAUCCCCCAAGCUAGUGAUCCUCUGUAUAACGUGGUACAUGUCGUCCGCCCUUACCAACACCUCCUCAAAAUCGAUCCUCAACGCCUUCAACAUGCCCGCGACGCUCACCCUCGUUCAGUUCGCGUUCGUAUCGACGCUUUGCAUAACCAUAGCAUGGCUCGCCACCAUCUUCCCCAUCCUCCGAGAAAAGAUUACCGCUCUCCAACAUCCCAUCCGACCGCCUACUCGCGACGUUAUCAUAACCACCCUGCCUCUCGCGGCAUUUCAGAUCAUCGGCCAUCUGCUGAGCUCGAGUGCCACGUCGCGCAUCCCCGUGUCUCUCGUGCACACAAUCAAGGGCCUGUCGCCUCUGUUCACAGUCCUGGCCUACCGAUUCAUUUACAAUAUUCGCUAUCCCAAGGCGACCUACCUGUCUCUCGUGCCCUUGACGCUUGGUGUCAUGUUAGCCUGCUCUGGAAAGCAUGGCUUUGGAGGACAGUUACUUGGUGUCCUUCAAGCGUUCCUCGCUGCCAUUGUCUUUGUCACCCAAAACAUCUUCUCCAAAAAGUUAUUCAACGAAGCCGCCAAGGUCGAGAGCGGCGUCGUUGGUACCAAUUCGAAAAAGCUCGACAAGCUCAACCUGCUUUGCUACUCGUCUGGCCUGGCUUUUCUGCUCACCCUGCCUAUCUGGUUCUUUGCCGAGGGCGUCACUCUGCUGCGCGACGUUCUCCAAGACGGCGCGGUCGAGCUGAGCAACAAGCCCAACGCCUUUGACCACGGCCGCCUGACGGUCGAGUUCAUUUUCAACGGCGUCUUCCAUUUUGGCCAGAACAUCCUUGCCUUUGUCCUCCUCUCGAUGGUGUCGCCCGUCACCUACUCCGUCGCCAGCCUGCUCAAGCGCGUCUUCGUCAUCGUCCUCGCAAUCCUCUGGUUCCGCAGCCCAAUGAGCCCGCUGCAAGGUCUCGGCAUCGCCCUCACCAUUCUCGGCCUCUACCUCUACGACCGCACGAGCGAGAGCAACAAGGCCGACCGCAAGGCCCAGGCCAUGACGCAGUCCCGCGCUGGGACGCCGCUGCUGCCUAUCAACGAAGUUGCGGACCGCGGCCGAAACGGCUUCGUCGCGCCGUCCCACCCCAUUUCUCAAGGUUACGGAUAUUUUGGCCCAAGUGCUGGCGACUCCAAGAGAUCUGAUGACUAA